AUGCCUGGACGUACUCUACCGACUUUUACUCGCGCUGAGGUCGAAGCGCACAACUCUGGUGACUCCUGCUAUGUCACCAUCGGCAACAAGGUCUACGAUAUUACCGAUUUUGUUGAGGAUCAUCCUGGCGGUCCUGAAUAUAUUCUCGAAUACGCCGGUCGCGAUAUCGAAGAGAUCCUCAAAGAUUCUGAUUCUCAUACACACUCUGACUCUGCCUACGAGAUUCUCGAUGAGAACCUUGUCGGAUUUCUCGUUUCUGAGAAGGCUGUGAAUGGACACGCCAAUGGGAAGGCCAACGGCACCGGAAACGCAAAGCUACCCAAUGGUGAAGCCAACGGAGAAGCCAAUGGCGCCGUUCACCCCCGAACCGGAAUGUCUUGCGCGGAGGACUUGAGCAAGGAUACAGACUAUAACAUGGACUACAAGAAGAACAAGUUCCUUGACCUAAACCGGCCCCUCUUCCCUCAGAUCUGGUUCGGUGGUUUCUCCAAAGAAUUCUAUCUUGAUCAGGUCCAUCGCCCUCGCCACUACAAGGGAGGCCAGUCUGCGCCUCUCUUUGGCAACUUCCUUGAGCCUCUCUCCAAGACCGCCUGGUGGGUUGUUCCUAUGGUCUGGCUGCCGUGCGUCGCAUACGGUACUUGGGUUGCUUCUCAAGGCUUUGACAACCAGCUCUUCACUGUGGGCUACUGGCUAUUUGGCGUGUUCUUCUGGACCAUCAUUGAAUAUGUCCUGCAUCGCUUCCUGUUCCACCUUGACUACUACCUGCCUGACAACCGUGUUGGAAUCACGCUUCACUUCAUUCUUCACGGCAUCCAUCAUUAUCUCCCUAUGGACAAGUAUCGUCUUGUUAUGCCUCCUACGCUCUUCGCUGCUUUGGCUGCUCCUUUCUGGAAGUUUGCACACGCUGUCCUCUUCCACAACUGGUAUGCUGCUACUGCAGCCUACUGUGGCGGCAUCUUCGGAUAUGUCUGCUACGAUCUCACACAUUACUUCCUUCACCACCAAGACCUUCCUCUGUGGUACAAGGAACUCAAGAAGUACCACCUUGCUCACCACUUCCUUGACUAUGAGCUCGGUUUCGGUGUGACGAGCAAGUUCUGGGACAGUGUGUUCGGUACUGAGCUGAUCUACAACACCAAAAAGACGAAAUGA
Molecule: messenger RNA, 1152 nt
Organism: Fusarium redolens
Lineage: Eukaryota; Fungi; Ascomycota; Sordariomycetes; Hypocreales; Nectriaceae
Exons: 2
Coding region: 1-1152 (383 amino acids)
Biological process (GO): lipid biosynthetic process; fatty acid metabolic process
Cellular component (GO): endoplasmic reticulum; membrane
Molecular function (GO): fatty acid 2-hydroxylase activity; iron ion binding; heme binding
Source: RefSeq, a predicted model, not a curated record